Molecule: messenger RNA, 1935 nt
Organism: Acanthopagrus latus (yellowfin seabream)
Lineage: Eukaryota; Metazoa; Chordata; Actinopteri; Spariformes; Sparidae
Gene: gpr3
Product: G protein-coupled receptor 186
Exons: 2
Coding region: 296-1288 (330 amino acids)
Biological process (GO): G protein-coupled receptor signaling pathway
Cellular component (GO): membrane
Molecular function (GO): G protein-coupled receptor activity
Source: RefSeq, a predicted model, not a curated record
CGCGCAAGAGCAUCCAUUCUGCCUCCCAUACGCGCCCCGAAGAGACCGAAGAAGAAGAGAUGCUGGAGACGCCAAGAGAGAGUUUGGUGCAACUUUGAUGAGGACGAGAGGGAGCAGGGAGCGGUAUCACACACUGGGAACGUCCUUAUUUAAACCGGUACCGAGCUGCCGACACCGUCACCACAUCUCCGCGUCUCCAUCAUUGUCGGAGGAGAGAACGGACCUGGGCUUCUGCUGCAAAGGAACCCAGAAAUCGUGCCAGCAAAGGUUGUGUUUGUGUGACCCCUGAUCAGCCAUGAUCCUGAACGCCUCUGACGUAGGCUGGGAUGAGUCAUCGGGCACAGACCCCUUCUUCCCUCUGGACCAGAUGGACAGUCCACCUCCAUAUGAAGUCCCGCCCCUCACAGUGUGGGGCAUCGCCCUGUGUGUUUCGGGAACCCUCAUUGCCACUGAAAAUGCAGUAGUGGUCACCACCAUCUUGGCCACACCGUCUCUCCGCGCCCCUGUUUUCCUGCUGCUGGCUAGCCUCGGGUUGGCUGAUCUCCUGGCGGGCGUCGCUCUGGUGCUGCACUUCCUCUUCCUGUUCUGCGUGGAGCCCAGUGAUUGGUCAGAGUUGCUGACCUCUGGACUGCUGGUGACGUCGCUGACUGCCUCACUCUGUAGCCUGAUGGGUGUCGCUUUGGACCGAUACCUGUCUUUGAGCCACGCCCUCACCUACGGCUCAAGCCAAUCACGUCACAGAGCCGCCAUCCUCCUGCUGCUGGUCUGGUUGGGUGCAUGCAUCAUCGGGGCGGGGCCUGCGAUGGGAUGGCACUGUCUCGAUAAUCCAAACUCCUGUUCUGUAGCACGACCUCUGACCCGGACAUACCUAUCACUGCUGUGUGGUGGCUUCCUGGUGGUCGUAAUGGUGACCCUACAAUUGUACGUCGGGAUCUGCCGCGUGGCAAGGCGGCAUGCCCAUGCCAUCGCAACCCAGAGGCACUUUCUCCCUGCCAACCAAUCAUAUGCAAGCAAACAUGGCCGUGGGAAAGGCUUCUCUCGGCUGAUCCUGGUGCUCAGUGUGUUUGUGGGCUGCUGGAUGCCUUUCUCGCUUUGGGGGCUGCUGGGAGACGCGUCCAGCCCUCCUCUCUACACCUAUGCCACCUUGGUGCCGGCGGCAGGCAGCUCGCUGCUGAACCCGAUACUCUACAGUUUGAGAAACAAGGACAUUCGCAAAGUGCUGCUCCAGGCCUGCUGCCCCCACAGAUACACACAAAACACACACAUACACUACCCUGUUGAUGUGUAGACUGCCAAACUUCGCCAGACUCCAACCACCACACAAUCUAUGCCAGACAUAUCACUGUUUGUGUGCCAAGAUACACACAUAGCUGCAUUGACUAUCAUCCAAAUCCAGAACAUUGAGUGUCAAACAAAACCCCCCCACACACGCAUACACACACACACACAUACUCCCACACGUGCAAUCAGCACUUUCUCAGAGAGAAAAAGUCCUUCUGCGAACCAGAAUGUCCUGGACUGUCCUGGCUGGCAGCCAUUUUGGGAUUAAAGACUAUACAUACUGUCUUGUAUGUACUUUGUGCCUCAUUUUCAAUCAAUUGUAGAUCCACUGGAUCAGAAGACUGGCAAAAUCACAGGGAUGCUCUAAAUAUCCCCAGUCAUAAAAAAGUUGAUCUUGUAUGUGUUGGCACUUUAAGACGAGAGGGAGGGAAGGGUUUUACAUGUAAGCCUAUCACAGUGUAAUGACAUAUGUGAUCCAAAGCCCAAUUUUAUUUACUUGAAUGUCGAGAAAACACAGUGUUUAAGAUCUUUGAGAUUCUAUUUUGCACAUGCUGUUAUAAGCACUUUGAAAGGUACUGACCAUAUGUUCGUGUUGCACAACCUUUUUGAGAUGAAUUUUUUAUACCGAUGAAUAAUAAAUAUGCUUUUUUUCUA